CCAUCAGAUUUUCAGCUUCUAGGUUACUCUGUGGUUCCCUGUCUGCGUCAUCAGACCCGUCACUUGCCUUAAGAUAAAUGAAUACAUGCACGGGGUAUUUCCAGAGAUCGUGGCUUAGACAACAAUGUUACUCAUCCAAGUGGAAAACACUACAAGUUGCUAUUUGUGGCCAGAGCGUCUGUAUGGAGAUGACAAUCAGGAAAAGGGGAUUCAAGCAGCAUGAAGAGUAAGCUUUAACUGUGUCACUGUUUACGCUCUCACAGCUGAAGAGGACGUCUGACGGGGUGAGAGAGACAAGAAAAGGCAUCCUAUCCUGGGGGAGGGGUUAAGAGGAGAGGAGGAAGAGGAGGAGGAGGAGGCAGAGACAAAAAGACGACAGAGAGGCUGAGAGGACGACAGACAGAAGAGGACGGUGACGGAGACGCACGAGCAGAGAUGGAUUUAAGUUUACUUCAAGCUCUGGAGAGAGAAAGAGUGUUGGAGGUGCUUCGGAGGGACAAACAGCUGCGAACUAUCGAAGAGGACAGGAUCAGGAGGAUGAAGUAUGAGCUCCAGGACCUGAGGAGGAAAGGGGCCAAAAGUUACACGCGCCAGUACGGGGAGCGGACAUGCGCGCGCUGCCAGAGGCCCCUGGGAAAGUUCUGGAACUCGGGCUCCGUCUGCCGCGGGUGCAGCCACCGCAUCUGCCGCAGGUGCCGCGUGAGCGUGGGAGCGGCGGAGUGGAAGUGCACGGUCUGCCACGCCUACAGGGAAGUGAAGUUCAGAUCAGGUGAAUGGUUUUUAGAGGAGAAGGCGAAGAAAUUUCCCGUCACUGCAGACAAAUAUGAGACAGUUGGAGAAAGACUGUUAAAGACUUACGGUGUAUUGAGUCAUAUAUCAGUUGUGCCUCCGACCCCUCCUCCCCACAUGGAAUAUCCGUUUCUGAGCAGAUCAGGGGAUUUUAAAAACUCAAAACCUUUUACCAAAUCCAUGGAAGAUCUGAUGGUUUCCUUCACAAGUCACAUCAGAAAAAUGUCUAACUCUCAGAAUGACGUGAGAGAAGACCUGCUGAAAGUUAAUAACUACAGAAGAGGCUCAGAUUUCCACUUCUGCACGCAGAAGAGUUUGUCUGACACCGACAUCAACAAAUGUAAAAAUUUGGUGAAAGUUCCAAGUCUUCCAAACCUGUUCAAAAAGAGUAAAGACAGCGACCACGAAGGAUCGUCUACCGGGGCAGAGGAAGAAGCCUCUUACAGUUCUGAGUAUUCUGGAGGAAAGAGAGGCAGCUCCAGCAGCAUCAGCACAGACUGUGGCCUCUUUGAGAGCGUCACCGUUGCAGGAGAGCUGGAACUGGCGGUGGCCUACAACAACAACACCUCCAGUCUGGAGAUCACAGUCGGCGCCUGCAGAAAUCUCACCUACGGAAACGCCAAGAAGAAAAAGUGUAACCCAUACGUCAAAGCGUAUGUGCUGCCAGAGAAGAACAGCAAAUUGAAGACGUCGGUGAAGAAAAACACAACCAAUCCUGUUUAUAAUGAAGUUUUAAAGUUCCACAUAGAGCGCCACCUGCUGUAUGGAAAGAGGCUGCAGGCCUGUGUGUGGCACUCGAGAAGUCUGAACAGGAAGGUGUUUCUGGGUGAAGUCCUCAUCCCUUUGGACGCCUGGAGGUUUGAGGACAAAGCCCUGGAGAGUUUCCACUGGUACCCGCUGUGUGCAAAGGCAGAGAGUCCAGAUGGGGGCGCAGUAGAGCAGGAAGGAGGAGAAAUGCUGCUCAGAAUCAAAUUCAGCUCCAACAAUCAGGGUGAGCUCCUGCGGCUCAGCUCCCUUAAAUACCUACAAGACAAAGACACACACCUCUCAGUCCGCCACAUCAUUUAAUAAUAAAUGCACAGAAAUUUUCACAAAGCCUGGAAAAUAUACGACUUCACGGUUUAAAUGCGCGUAAACACUACAUGAUGUAACUCUGAAAUGACUAAUUGUGGAGGAAAUAAGCAGCAUUGUGUUAACGCUUGCUUCAUGUUGUUGUUGUUUAUUUAUUUAUUUGUUUUUUCUGAUUAGUUUUGAUGCUUUUGAAUACUGUAAGGAGCAUUAAAUACAGAAAUAAAACACCAAAAGCUUCCAUGGUUUGUCUUUUUAAGGAGCUUGGACAAGGUUGAGAUCUGCUAAGACACUGUGUGAUACAGCAGUGGACAAAAGUUAUUGGACACCCUUAAAAUUUGGCACAGUCUCAAGUACUGUCAUGAAAUAUUU
Messenger RNA from Sphaeramia orbicularis (orbiculate cardinalfish), 2229 nucleotides. RefSeq names its product synaptotagmin-like 3 (gene sytl3). Gene Ontology annotation, molecular function: small GTPase binding; neurexin family protein binding. Gene Ontology annotation, cellular component: exocytic vesicle; plasma membrane. The transcript is spliced from 12 exons. Gene Ontology annotation, biological process: intracellular protein transport; exocytosis. The record is from RefSeq and is a predicted model, not a curated record. NCBI's taxonomy places the organism in Eukaryota, Metazoa, Chordata, Actinopteri, Kurtiformes, Apogonidae. The coding region runs from base 436 to 1857 and encodes 473 amino acids.